AUGGUUGGAUCAAUGAACCCGACGGCUCCGGGAGGGGCAGCGAGACGAUCUUGCAUCACACCCGACCUGCUCUGCUCCCCCUCCCUCCACCCAGGUACGCUGGGACGCCGAGCAAGUCACCUGGCCCUCCCGCCCCAGUGCUCCGAGUCAGAGUCACGCGAUCUGGUUGCGCCAACAUGGAACACGCUUGUCUCUGCACCUCCGGCACUGGGAGCUUAG
Messenger RNA from Clonostachys rhizophaga, 219 nucleotides. The record is from the annotation of a GenBank genome assembly. NCBI's taxonomy places the organism in Eukaryota, Fungi, Ascomycota, Sordariomycetes, Hypocreales, Bionectriaceae.